UAGCCCGCGGGGUGCCUUUUCUUUUUGGUGUGGGCCGUGUGCGCGCCAGAUCUGGGAGACAUGCAAGUGGGCUGGUAAGCGCCGAAAUGAGGCCCACUUAGUUCCACUUCCAAAGUUAUAUGACUACUGCUAAGUGCUAACCCAGCUGAGCCCACCACGCCGUUAGCUGAAUUGGCUCCAGCCAGGUCCAGGAGGAGAGACGAAAGCAGAGGCGAUGCGGGGAGUCGGAGGCCCGUUGCUCACCGUCAGCGAUCUCCUCAGCGACCUCGCCGUCGACGGAGGCAGCGACCACCUAGAAGGCGGAGGCGAUGCGUCCGUCCCUUCCUCCCCGUUGGCGGCGCAGAACCUGGAGGAAGCCGACCCGUCCGACCUGCACCGGCUCUUCGGGGAAGACUAUGACAACUUGAUGAAAUCGUUACGGGAGAAUGACCCUUCAUGGCCUUCCUUGAUGCUGAAGCUGUGCAGGGCGUUGAAGACUUCAGAUAAGCUGCUGAGCAGCGCGAAUACGAAUGCUGAACAGCUACUCCAGAAGGUUGAGACACUGGAGCGCGUCUUAGAGAGAGGAGAUCUCGUAGUGGGAGCAAUUGUGGAGACUCUUGAGGAUCACCGGCCUUCUAAAUCGAAACCACCUAGCAAGUAGUAUUCUGUGGUGGGUAGAUGCUUUGUUUGAUAUGCAAAUCAGGAGUCUUGUCGCUGUUCCUGGAGAUAUGAGGGAGCUUCAUAUGUUUUUCUUAUGAAUUUGUAUGGUGUAUAUCCAGAGUGUCGGGCAUUGUUGGAAUGCCUGCAUUUCCUCCCAGCAUUCUAGCACAGGUCCAUUUUCUGGUUCAUUUGUUUAUUUGUUAGCUUUGUUCCAGGUUUGAGAUCAACUCUGAAAUUCUGGAUGAAAUGAAACCCUGGGGAAAAUACUACUCAUAUGAUUGCUUA
Molecule: messenger RNA, 924 nt
Organism: Brachypodium distachyon (stiff brome)
Lineage: Eukaryota; Viridiplantae; Streptophyta; Magnoliopsida; Poales; Poaceae
Exons: 3
Coding region: 215-640 (141 amino acids)
Source: RefSeq, a predicted model, not a curated record